AUGGUACAGUUAUCACCUGCGGAAAGGUCAUAUUUAUAUGACUCCUUGACUCAACAACCAAUCAUAAGACCAGAUUUAAGAUCAAUUCAUCAAUAUCGUCCUUUGGUUGCCAAAACUUCGUUUUUACCAGGAUCAAAUGGAUCAGCCAGAAUAAGAACAGGAGAUGGAAGUGAAUGUAUAGUAAGUGUUAAAUCUAAAGUUGUAUUAAUGUCACAAGAAAGUAAUUUAAUAGAAGUUGAUGUUGAUAUUAUUGGUCAUAGAGACGAUUCAAAUUAUGUUUCGAAUUUGAAAUUUCAAUUAAUGAAUUUAUUACAACAGAAUUUCCCUCAUGAAAUACUUAAAUUAACAACAAGAUAUGCAUUCAAACUUUAUAUUGAUUGUAUUGUUAUAAGUCAUACUUCAUAUCCUUUAAGUUUAUUAUCUUUGACAACAUAUUUGGCCUUGAAAACAACGCGAUUACCUUUGUUGAUCAGUGAUGUCAAUGAUGAAGAAAUUGCUGAACAACCUACAUUUAGUGAUGAUUGGGAUAAUGCUAAGCUUUUACAAGAUUGUCUAGAAAAUGGUAAAACAUUCCAACCACCGAUUUUCAUCACCAUUGGAGUCAUUGGAAAUAAUUUGAUCCUUGAUCCUUCCAUUGAAGAAGAGCAAGUUUUGGAAAACGGCUUAAUUGUGAGUUUCUAUAACAAUAAGGUAAUAACUCCUAUUUCGAACACGAAUUUUGCUGUAAAUUCUAAUAAUUCGAACUUCAAAGGUUUAAAACAAUCAUUGGUGGUUAAAUCUAUUGCAUUAUGUAACAAAUACUGUCCUAGUAUCGUAAAAGCAUUGGAUAAUUUGAUAGAAGAAGAUAAUGAUGAAAAUGACGGUUCUAUAUUCUAA
Molecule: messenger RNA, 876 nt
Organism: Candida tropicalis MYA-3404
Lineage: Eukaryota; Fungi; Ascomycota; Pichiomycetes; Serinales; Debaryomycetaceae
Gene: RRP42
Product: exosome non-catalytic core subunit
Exons: 1
Coding region: 1-876 (291 amino acids)
Biological process (GO): nuclear polyadenylation-dependent mRNA catabolic process; U4 snRNA 3'-end processing; nuclear polyadenylation-dependent rRNA catabolic process
Cellular component (GO): cytoplasmic exosome (RNase complex); nuclear exosome (RNase complex)
Source: RefSeq, a predicted model, not a curated record